Messenger RNA from Jaculus jaculus (lesser Egyptian jerboa), 859 nucleotides. It is a transcript of the gene Mrps18a, whose product is annotated as mitochondrial ribosomal protein S18A. Gene Ontology annotation, cellular component: mitochondrial small ribosomal subunit; ribosome. Gene Ontology annotation, molecular function: small ribosomal subunit rRNA binding; structural constituent of ribosome. Bases 15 to 605 code for a protein of 196 amino acids. NCBI's taxonomy places the organism in Eukaryota, Metazoa, Chordata, Mammalia, Rodentia, Dipodidae. The record is from RefSeq and is a predicted model, not a curated record. Gene Ontology annotation, biological process: mitochondrial translation. The transcript is spliced from 6 exons.
GGAGUGCUUUCAAGAUGGCGUCCUUCGGAACGCUGCUGUCCGGCUCUGGGCGGCUUCUCCGAGGGCUGCUGGCAGGCCCGGCCGCCACCGGCUGGUUCCGGCUUCCAGCUCGCGGGUUCCGGGAAGUGGUGGAGAUCCAAGAUGGGAAGACCACUAUAAUUGAAGGUCGAAUCACACCAACUCCCAAGGCAACCCCAGAUCCCCCUAAUCCCGUGGGCCAGUGCCCCAUCUGCCGGUGGAACCUGAAGCACAAAUAUACCUACGAGGAUGUGCUGCUGCUCAGUCAGUUCAUCCGGCCUCAUGGAGGCAUGCUGCCCCGGAGCAUCACGGGCCUGUGCCAGGAAGAGCACCGCAAGAUUGCGGAGUGUGUGAAGAUGGCCCACCGCGCAGGUCUCUUCCCAAAUCACAGACCGCGGCUUCCAGAAGGAGUCGUACCAAAGAGCAAACCCACGUUAAACCGCUACCUGACCCGCUGGGCUCCCAGCUCCGUGAAGCCCAUCUGCAACAGAGGCCGCCGCUGGAACAAGGUUGGCAUGGCUGUGGGGUCACCACUCUUGAAGGAUAACGUCUCCUACUCAAGAAAGCCUUUGAAGAUGUAUCAUUAACGAGAGCAAGGCUCCCUGAGAACCUGGCCAGAGAGCCCCCCACAGCUCCAGAGCCAUCAGCUACAGCUUUGCACCCACCCCAUCUCACCAGACUGCUGCCCUCCAGCACAGUGGCAUGGAGACGCUGGGACUAGCUCCCUUGCCUUGGGCCAGCCUGGCUGCCACAGGCAGAGUAACGGGAUCUCAAGCUGGCUUGGACCUAGCCCGGCGCAGGAGUUCUACCUGAGGAGAUGUGAUAAAGCAAGCUCCCAGGC